Messenger RNA from Penicillium alfredii, 1089 nucleotides. RefSeq names its product RICIN domain-containing protein. NCBI's taxonomy places the organism in Eukaryota, Fungi, Ascomycota, Eurotiomycetes, Eurotiales, Aspergillaceae. The transcript has a single exon. Bases 1 to 1089 code for a protein of 362 amino acids. The record is from RefSeq and is a predicted model, not a curated record.
AUGUGGACUCAACUUAUUCGCUUAAUUGCGGGAGCCUUGCCAAUGGCUAUGGCCAUGGCUACCGCACCAAACCAUCCACUGCUUGUUACUCAAGACACAACUCUACCCGUCGCUAUACCUGACAUAACAGAUAAAGUGAUCGAUCUGGCCGACUGGUUCAACGGCGUCGGGGCUUUGAACAACAUCGACAACAUCCUGCAGCACAUGUCGACGCGCCCCAUGCGACGAUUCGGGGUCAAGCUAGCCUGGAUGCCCUGGGGCAGCGUACCCAGCCCGGUCAAGCCUCGGGCAACCAUGCCGCACGCUGAUACCGACCCAGUUAUUCGGGCUAGCAUCGACGUGAACGUCAAUAAUACUCCAGGGUGGUGCGUAGACGGCGUCGACGGUAGCGUCAUCUACUACAUCUUCCCAGACAACACCGGCUACCUAAUCGAUGGUACAGUCGACAGUUGGGACACCUUGACCGACAACAACGACGCGUGCAACUGGAUCGUCAACGACCAGCUGCGCAAGGAUGUGCCUAAGCUGAUCCCUAUGGUCCAGCGUGACUUGAUACAUCCUAUCUUCUACAGCUUUCAUCUGGGUGAGCACUUCGGCUCCUACUACCUCCUGCCGCAGUGGACCGGACACGUCGUCGACCCCGCCGACGUGCAACUAGUCCUGCAGCGCGACACAAUCGUCAGCCGAUGGAACAACUUGUGCAUGGCCGUGCAGGAUUACACGAGCGGCGGGCUGGUGCAGCAGGCGGCGUGCAAUAAUGGGCUCGAGCAGAAAUAUGAGAAGUUCCCUUUUUACUCGCCGCGGAUCUUCUCGAUCAGGAACCUCAGCAGCGGGAUGUGUCUGGGGAUCUCCGAAGGGUCCACUGCAAAUGGAGCGCUGAUCGCGCAGUAUCCUUGCGAUCCCAGCGACAAAAACCAACAGUGGGAGAGCGUGGACCCGGGCGUCGGCAAUGAGGUUGGUGCAAAAUGGCUGAUCAAUCUCCAGAGUGGCAAGUGUGUGGAUGUCCCCGCGUGGUCGACGACACCAGGCACGCUGCUACAACAGCUUGACUGUAUAGGGGGCUGGAAGGACUACUGGUACAAUGUGUAA